Molecule: messenger RNA, 687 nt
Organism: Phoenix dactylifera (date palm)
Lineage: Eukaryota; Viridiplantae; Streptophyta; Magnoliopsida; Arecales; Arecaceae
Source: RefSeq, a predicted model, not a curated record
AUGGCGAGUUAUGGCACCCUGAAUUUGGAUUCUGUACCUCAGAUUCUUCAUUUCACAUUGCCUUUCCCCAUGCUUGAAUACCUCUUUUCUCUGUGGAAGAGGAGUCCAUGGAAGAGAGGUUCACACUUCCAUCCAGAUAGAACUUUAUGGAUGCCCUAUUUGGUAUUCAUUUUGUGGUUGGAGUUUGUGACAUACUUGCAUCAUCACAGGCAUGAUGAGAAACUUCCCUGGUCACAGAAAAAUGAAGUAGUCUCAAAUCCUAGUGUAUCUAGAAGAGAUGUUAGGCUGCCAAAGUUAUGGCAGCAGUUUGAAUGGAGUUAUCUCCGCAAAGGACUGUCGACACUAGAACAGGAUUAUGGAUGGAUCCACAACAUCCACCAUGAUAUGGGACUCAUGAUACAUCACCUUUUCCCACAGAUACCUCAGUACUAUCUAGUGGAAGCUAUUGAGGCAGCAAAUCCGGUGCUUGGAAAGUACUAUGGGGAGCCUGAGAAAUCUGCUACUUUGUCAUUUCACCUAUUUGGCAUCCUAGCAAAGAGUUUGAGACAUGAUCACUACAUUAGUGAUAUUGGAGAUGUUGUCUACUAUCAGACUAACAGAAUUUUUGUGCAUGUUCCGGGCCAUAUUAGUCAUUCUUUUCUCUUCCAAAUAAAAGGGAAGCGAUGUAGGAAAGUUGUCCUCAAAUGA